This is a messenger RNA of Venustampulla echinocandica, 2061 nucleotides long. Its product is annotated as Six-hairpin glycosidase. Bases 1 to 2061 code for a protein of 686 amino acids. The transcript is spliced from 7 exons. Gene Ontology annotation, biological process: carbohydrate metabolic process. The record is from RefSeq and is a predicted model, not a curated record. NCBI's taxonomy places the organism in Eukaryota, Fungi, Ascomycota, Leotiomycetes, Helotiales, Pleuroascaceae. Gene Ontology annotation, molecular function: hydrolase activity, hydrolyzing O-glycosyl compounds.
AUGGCCACGGUAGGUACAGCUCCAAGCCAAAUGCAUAUCCCCACCCGACGAUCUGGGACGGGAUACCUCCCCAUCGAGAAUUAUGGUUUGAUUGGCAAUAUGAGGACCUGUGCUCUGGUGGGUAUCGAUGGUAGCAUUGAUUUUAUGUGUUGGCCGGACUUCGACUCCCCUUCCAUUUUUUGCAGGCUCCUCGACAAGGACAAAGGCGGAUACUUCAGCAUUGCACCUCCAGCAGACGUUGUUACUUUCACUACCAAGCAGCAGUACCUGCCAUCCACUACCAUAUUACAGACGCGAUACAUCCACGAAGAUGGAGUUGCCGACCUAAUUGACUUCUUCCCCCGUCCCAAGGAGACCCGCGUAGUGGCCAAACUACCCCAGCAAAUGCCUUACCGCGAGUCGGUCUCGGUGCAGGAUGAGCUGAAGAGAUGGCUGGUUCGGAGAGUCGAGUGUAUUCGUGGUAAAAUUGAUAUAGGUAUUGUCAUCUCCCCUUCACCAGAAUCGUUCCUGCUAAGAACACUGUGGAUAGACGUGGAGAUAUUUCCAGCCUUUGACUACGCCCGGGCUGAACACGACGUCGAAAUUACUAUCCCAAACCAUACCCGGGGAUGUGAAAAGAGCAAGACCGUCACGUUCUCAAGUAAUGACAUGAAGCUCCAGCUAGACGUUACGAUUGAUCAUGGCGAAGAAGACGCAGAAUCUUGUCCUGCGGUAAACUUUAGGAAGGUGAAAAAUCCAGGCAUGAAGGGAGAGGGCGUUGUGGCACACAUCCAUCUGCAGGAAGGACAGGCAAUAUCUUUUGUCCUUAGGGACGAUAUCCCAAACCAUGUCACUCCAAAUGUGACGACUGGAGACCUUGAUCGGCAGCAGCAGUCCACUCAAACAUUUUGGCAUAAUUGGAUUAUGAAGAGCAAAUACAAAGGGCUUUGGCGGGAGGUUGUUUCAAGGAGUCUCUUGAUUCUGAAGCUGCUGACCUAUGAACCUACGGGCGCGAUCGUGGCAGCUCCAACGUUUUCGAUUCCCGAAGAUAUUGGUGGAACUCGCAAUUGGGAUUACCGAUAUAGUUGGGUGAGGGAUUCCAGCUUCACAGUUUAUAUCCUCCUCCGGAUGGGGUUCACCACGGAAGCAGACCAUUAUAUGAACUUCAUCAGCGAGCGAUUCCGCAAAUCCCGAUCUGCGGAUGGCGCUUUGCCAAUCAUGUUUACCAUCAGGGGUGACACUGAUAUCCCCGAAAUUGAUCUCGACCACCUUUCCGGCUACCGCGACAGUAAACCAGUGCGCAUUGGUAACGGGGCAGCUUACCACGAACAAUAUGAUAUAUAUGACUAUGUGUUGACUAUUAUGAAUCAACCGGAUAUGUCAAUUUGGGAGGUCCGCAACAAGAAGCAACACUUCGUGUACUCGAAGAUCAUGCUGUGGGUCGCAUUUGACCGUGGGCUCCGUCUCGCAGAAAAGCGCUGUCUCCCAUGCCCAAAUCGGAACGCAUGGCUAGCAGCAAGAGAUGGACUGUAUGAGGAGGUUAUGCAACGAGGUUACAGCUCCAACCUCCAAUGUUUCAUUCAAAGUUAUGAAGGUGGUGAUCUUCUCGAUUCUUCAAUUCUUGUUGCCCCUCUCGUCUUCUUUAUUUCCCCAAAUGACCCGCGAUUCCUCCGCACAAUCGAUCGAAUUCUCAUGCCACCGGAGAAGGGAGGGUUGACAUCCGCGGGUCUCGUAUACCGCUAUAACACUGAAUAUUCUCAUGAUGGUGCUUCCAUCCUACCAACUUUUGAAGCUCAUCCUGACAGUGGUGUAGGAGUCGGCGGCCGCGAAGGUGCCUUCAGUAUGUGCACAUUCUGGCUCGUGGAGGCUCUCACACGUGCGGGCGUCUAUGAGCCGAAAUACCUCGUCCGCGCUACCAAUAUGUUUGAGAAUAUGCUCAGCUUCUCGAACCAUCUGUGCAUGUUCUCUGAGGAGAUUGCGAGGUCGGGGGAGCAGCUGGGGAACACACCGCAGGCCUUUAGUCACCUUGCAUUGAUUUCGGCGGCAUUUAACUUGGACCGUGCUACGCAGUUCAACCGUUAA